Messenger RNA from Helianthus annuus (common sunflower), 2457 nucleotides. RefSeq names its product serine/threonine-protein kinase BLUS1. Lineage: Eukaryota; Viridiplantae; Streptophyta; Magnoliopsida; Asterales; Asteraceae. Gene Ontology annotation, biological process: protein phosphorylation. Gene Ontology annotation, molecular function: protein kinase activity; ATP binding; protein serine/threonine kinase activator activity. The transcript is spliced from 22 exons. The record is from RefSeq and is a predicted model, not a curated record. The coding region runs from base 260 to 2275 and encodes 671 amino acids.
UACUAACUCCUCGUCAUCAUAUAACAUGUGGCAGAAUACCAAAGCAUGCAAUAGCUACCUGCUCGUUCGGUGUUCCAGUUGGCGCCAUUUCUCUCUCUUAAAUGUUAAUUCACUCACCGGAAAACGCCUCAAACUCGCCGGCGAUCGCUUGAUUUUGCCGCUAUCAUUACAACAAUCAUGAACCGAAUAUCAAUUCCUAAGAAUUAUUGUAGGAUUCGGAUCCGAAGAGUUCCUGCGAGCCGAAUCUGCGUUGUGUUUGAUGUUCAAUAGAUUUUGUUUAUUUAUAAACUUGUUGUUUGAUUUGCGAGUGGAUGAAAUGGAGAAGAAGAAGUUUCCAGUCGGAGCAGAGCAUUAUGCUCUGUAUGAGGAGAUAGGGCAAGGCGUCAGUGCUUCGGUUUUUCGAGCAAAGUGUCUUCCGAACAAUGAGAUUGUUGCGAUUAAAGUUCUCGAUUUUGAACGCGGCAGUGUCGAUUUGAACAAUAUAUCACGUGAAGCUCAGACAAUGUUCCUGGUUGAUCAUCCAAAUGUUCUUAAAUCACAUUGUUCGUUUGUAAACGACCAUAAUGUAUGGGUUGUCAUGCCUUUUAUGCCUGGUGGUUCUUGUCUCCACAUAUUGAAGUCUGCGCAUCCUGAGGGUUUUGAGGAAGUUGUUAUUGCAACUAUACUGCGCGAAGUAUUAAAGGCAUUGGUGUAUCUUCAUGAUCACGGUAUCAUUCAUCGUGAUAUCAAAGCUGGAAAUAUUCUCAUCUGUGAGCGAGGUGCAAUCAAGCUUGGUGAUCUCGGUGUUUCUGCUUGCCUGUUUAAUUCUGGAGAUAGACAACGCACAAGGAAUACAUUUGUUGGGACCCCCUGCUGGAUGGCACCUGAGGUUAUGGAACAAUUACAUGGCUAUGACUUCAAGGCUGAUAUCUGGUCCUUUGGCAUUACAGCUCUGGAGCUUGCUCAUGGUCAUGCUCCUUUUUCAAAAUAUCCUCCAAUGAAGGUUUUGCUCAUGACAUUGCAAAAUGCACCUCCUGGUCUUGACUAUGAGAGGGACAAGAAGUUUUCUAAGUCUUUUAAGCAGAUGAUUGCAAGCUGUUUGGUUAAAGAUCCUUCGAAACGUCCUACUUCAAAGAAGCUACUUAAGCAUUCCUUUUUCAAACAAGCUAGAUCUAAUGAGUUUAUUGCACGUAAGCUUUUAGAAGGCCUGCCAACACUUGGUGAUCGCCUUCAGGCAUUGAAGAAAAAGGAAGAAUAUAUGCUUGUGCAAAAGAAAAUACCAGAUGGACAGAAGGAAGAAAUGUCACAGAACGAGUACAAAAGAGGUAUUAGCAGCUGGGACUUUGACCUUGAUGAUUUGAAAGCUCAGGCAUCCUUGAUACCGGAUGAGGAAACUAUAACUGACAAAGAUCAGUUACGGGACGCAAUUUCUUUCAAUGGGACUGGUGCUGGUGAAAAGGAACUACCACAUCAAUUAUCAUACACGAGCAAGGCUUCAAAAGCUACAGAUUCUGCAGGACCUGCUUCAAUUCUCAACUCUACUGCAACAUUCUCAGUAGGCAAAUAUGAGAGUUCUACCAAUGGAGACCCGAGCUUGCAGAACUGUUCUUCACAUAAUGAAAAUUGCAAGAAGAGCGAUAUUGCUGGAAAAUGCAACUUGGAUAUUACUAGAAAACCUGUUAAUGGAAUCGGAUCUCAUUCGCACCAAGGAGAAGCUUCAUCUGGAUGCAUUCCAGUCAAUGAUUUCAGUGGCAAGUUGCAAAGUCAGAAUCAUGAAGUCCCUACCGCUAAUGGAUCUCAAUGCCUCUUGAUAUCAGAUGAUGUGGCAUCUGAUAAAAUACCUAAACCAAUACUAACUAGUGAUGAACAAGAUGAGAAAUCGAAGUGCCAAGUUAUUCAACAAAAAGGCCGUUUUAAAGUUACUUCUGAGGAUCCCGACACGGAUAAGGUAGCUUCAACUUCACCGCUAAAGAGCCCGAACAUGCAGGUAAUAAUUGAACAUCCACCUGGCCCUCAGUUGUCUCAAGUGGAUACUACUUCAAUGCCACAAAAUCAAGCCACUCAUCUCCAAAGGAAUGACAUUUCAGGUUCUACCGGUGAGGCUACAGGUCGGGGCAACAGCGGCUUAGACGCUGCAUGCACAGCAGCCAACAUCACUAGACUAGAAAAAUCGAUGCUAGUGGCAACUGACGAUAAAGAAAAAGAACUACUUAAUGAGAUAACCGAUUUACAUCGAAGGCUUUUAUGUAAACAGGAAGAGCUCCAGAGAUAUAAAGCAGGAAAUACACAGGUGUGAGUUACCGCCACCUAACCAAACCGAUCUUUUUUUUAUCCAAGAUUGCUUAUGACAUAAAAGGUUCAAAAUGUGAUGUGGUUUUUGUUAUUAUUUGUUGUUAGGCUUGUGGCCUAAAUUAUUCUUUUCACCUCUUUAUGUUUUGGUGUUUGCCAAAUUUUCAUUUAUGGCUUUCAUUUCUUUUU